CGUCUCUCGUGUCGCGUUUUCCCGCUUCCCCUUCCUCGCAUCUACUCAGGAGGAACUCUGCAAUUCCAUUCAUCAUUUGUCAUUUUCGUUCCACUUCAACAGCAAAAGUCAAAUAACUGAGCCUUCUUUCUCUCCCGUUUCAUUUCUGUAUUUAUAAAAUCCAAUCUCUGGUAUUUCCCUUGAGCCGCAGAAUUAUUCCCUAAAGUAAUCAGCUUUCGAAAAAUCGAAGCAACUCCCCGCACUACAAAGUGAGCUCAGAGGCAGGGGAGAAGGGAGGAGGAGAAGAAACAUGGCUGGUUACCCGCACAGCAACGGCGGAGGCGGAGGAGGUCAGUGCCCCGCGGUUCCCUCUCACGGUGGUCAGUUUGUUCAGUACAACAUAUUUGGGAAUCAGUUUGAGAUCACCCCAAAGUACCGGCCUCCGAUCAUGCCCAUCGGCCGCGGCGCCUACGGCAUCGUCUGCUCGGUGUUGAAUUCGGAGACGAACGAGAUGGUGGCGAUGAAGAAGAUAGCUAAUGCUUUCGACAACCACAUGGACGCCAAACGCACCCUCCGCGAGAUUAAGCUGCUCCGCCAUUUGGAUCACGAAAACGUGAUCGCCAUCAGAGACGUGGUUCCUCCGCCGUUGAGGAGAGAAUUUACUGAUGUCUACAUAGCUACCGAGCUCAUGGACACCGAUUUACACCAGAUCAUACGCUCUAAUCAAGGUCUAUCCGAGGAGCAUUGCCAGGUAAAGCUGCGAUUUGGUUCGUUUUCUAACGGGGAUGGCUCGCAAAGUAAUGUGUAUGAUGCGAGGGGAUUGAUGUUUUUUUUUUUGUUGCAGUAUUUCUUGUAUCAGUUACUCCGAGGAUUGAAGUACAUACACUCUGCCAAUGUGAUCCACAGAGAUUUGAAACCCAGCAAUCUCCUCUUGAAUGCAAAUUGCGACCUAAAGAUCUGUGAUUUCGGGCUGGCGCGCCCUACUUCCGAGAACGAGUUCAUGACGGAGUAUGUUGUUACGAGGUGGUACAGGGCGCCGGAGCUAUUGCUCAACAGUCAGGAUUACACCGCAGCAAUUGACGUCUGGUCAGUGGGCUGCAUCUUCAUGGAGCUCAUGAACAGAAAGCCCUUGUUUCCUGGCAAAGAUCAUGUCCAUCAGAUGCGAUUGCUGACAGAGCUACUGGGCACACCAACCGAAUCUGAGCUAGGGUUUGUGAGAAAUGAAGAUGCUAGGAAAUAUAUCCGGCAGCUCAGCCCACACCCUCGACAGCCAUUGGCCAAACUUUUCCCUCAUGUUCAUCCUUCGGCCAUGGAUCUUGUGGACAAAAUGCUGACAUUUGAUCCCACAAGAAGAAUUACCGUCGAGGAAGCAUUAGCACACCCAUACCUUGAACGAUUGCAUGAUAUAGCAGACGAGCCGGUCUGUCUAGAAUCCUUCUCUUUCGAUUUCGAGCAACAACCCUUGGUAGAAGAACAGAUGAAGGAGAUGAUUUACAGGGAGGCAUUAGCCUUUAAUCCAGAGUGUGCAUAAAAAUUGCGAAGAAGAGUAAUGCUGGUUCUGGUGCAUUGUGUUUGAUAGCCUCUAUCAUUUCUUCUUCCAUGGAGGUUGCUACUGCAAAUCAGAAUUUGGAACAAGAAGAGAGAAGAGCAAUCAGAUUAAACUGAGCGACGUUACAACUGGCGGUGAAAGAAGAAACCCCAAAACGCUGCCCUCUCUCCAUGCUGCAACUUCCUGGUCAGGUAAUUACACCUUGAUAGGUCUCUGCCAUUACUGUAGACCCUGUAUCAAAUGUUACAAUUAAGCCCCUCUGCCCCAAAGCUUUCCUGUUGUAAGAUGUGUGGCAGUUAUUGAUUGUUUUUUCCCCUUCCAUCCCGUAUGUAAUAUUGCAAUUUUUUUUAUUUCGUCUUUGGUAUACUUACACGUUUAUAUAACUGAAUAAAACCUCAUGGUAGUCAAUAGUUAUGAGGUUAUUUUAUUUUGGCAAAAUACACUUGUAUAUGCAAAAUUUUCGCGUUUGUAUCAAUAAUAGUCCAAUUUGGAGAAA
This is a messenger RNA of Linum tenue, 2024 nucleotides long. The record is from the annotation of a GenBank genome assembly. NCBI's taxonomy places the organism in Eukaryota, Viridiplantae, Streptophyta, Magnoliopsida, Malpighiales, Linaceae.